AUGGGCAGCGCCAGGACGGGCUGGGAUGGGCAGCGGGAGCUGCAGCGGGGCCGGGAUGUGGAGCUGGAGCCCCGCGGGACCCCCCUGCUACCAGGGACACCCCACAGGUGGGAACCAGCGCGUGUGGAGCCCCCGGGCAGCGCCCACUCCCAGGAUUUCCCAGUGCGGCAACUGGAGUCACUGGGCCACCAAAGUCCCCGAGUUUCUCCCCAAAACCGCCCCGCCGAGGCUCCCCAGGCCGCUGCUUCCCCUUUUCUCCGCGUUCUUUCCCUGAGCCGGCAGCGAAGGGAGCGGGGCCCGGGGGUGACGCUGCCUCCCGGCUCCGGCAGGGCCAGCUCCGCUCCCCGCAGUGCCAGCCUGGGCCGGGCUGCCCCCGCACCGGCCUCUCCCAUGCCAGACACGCCGGGGGGCUGCCCCCCUCGGCCCCCCAACUCAGCCCUGAUCUACAGCAACGUGGGAGAGCUGCGGGCCCACCUCGUCCCCCGCAAGGCCAGCCGAGGGGAAGGCGCUGGGAGACCCCUCCCUCAGCCCGGCCCGGACCCCCAGCCGCCCCCACUGCCCAAAAAGCAGCUCCAGCGAGCCGAGUCCCUCCCGGAGCCGGCAUCAUUCCACCGCUGCCAUAGCGACCCUGAGCCACGGGCUGGCAGCAUCCUCUACAGCAUCCCCCCAGCCCAGCUGCGGCUCGGGGAGGGGGCUCCCCCGCGGGACAGACCCUCCUGGGCACCCAAGAAGCCCCUGACCAAGUCCCAAAGCCUGGGGGAGCCGCUGGCCCGAAGCAGCCCCCAGAAAGCCCCAUCAGCCAGCCUGAAGGAGCUGACAUUUGGGACAGCGGACGGGGAGCUGGGCCAGCUCCUGGAGAGCCCGGCCGGGGCAGAGCUGGCAGGGAAGCGCUGGGCAGAGCUCGCUGUCCUGGACCCCCGGCCCUGCUGCCAGAGCGGGGACGCCUGGUACUUCAGGGUGGGCUUCACCUUCGAGCACAGCCAGCUGCAGUUUGCAGCCAAGGUCCCCAAGCCGUGCUGCUCCAGCCUGGGGGUGCAGAGCUCCCUGGGGACUCACUGCAGCAUCCAGCGCCUGCUCGGCCACUUCACCGACCGCCUCCCGCAGGAACUGGUGCUCCCAGGAAUCCCUGGAAAACAGAAUCAGGGCCCUUUCAGAGAGGAACCAGCCUGUCCUGCCCCCCGGGCUGUGCUGCAGGUGCUCCUUUGUGCCGAGGUUCCCCAGCAGACCCUGGCGGACUUUGUGAAGGGCUCCCACGCUUUGCACAGGACCAGCCCCGGGCACUACGAACGCCUGGGCUGCCUCCUGCUCCUGCAGCUCUGCAUGGGGCUGGAGCACCUCCGGGUGCAGAACGUGGCCCAGGGGGACCUCUGCCCCGAGAACCUGCUGCUGGUGCAGUGCCCAAGUCCCUCCCGGGGCCAGCAGGGCCAGAGGGAGCUGCCAGGACUGUCCCUUCCACGGCUGCUCAUCAGCAGCUUCUUCAAGGUGCAGGAGAAGCAAAGACCUUGUUCCAGCAGCCAGGAGCAGGACUGGAGCCAGGGUCUCGCUGCACCCUCCACUCCAGCAGCAGCUGAGCUCAACGUGGGCAGGCUGAUCUAUCAGAUCUUGCACGUGGACAUCUCCCUGGAGAACAUUCUGGGUUUCAGAAGCAAAAGGCUUCCCGAAAUCCCCUUGCUGUCCAUCUACUCGGCAGGGCUGAAGCGCUUGGCCACGCUGCUCCUGCACAGGGAUCCCCACCAGAGGGUGUCCAUCGAGCAGGCCAGGGGCAUCCUGCAGGUGCUGCUCUGGGGGCCACGCCAGGAGCUCUUUGCCAGGAGCAGGAAGAGCCUCGGGCUGCUCCAGAGCUGGCUGCAGGUCAAGAGGGCUCUGCUGCUCCUGAGGUUUGCAGAAAACUCGGCUGAGGCCAGGGCCAGCCCCGGCCUGGAGGAGUGGCUGUGCUGCCAGUACUUCCAGGAGGUCACAGAACACACCCUCUACCAAGUCACCCAGGUUCUCUAUGAUCCCUAAACCAGCCUCCAGUUCAGCCUACCCAAAGCCAAGAGCUCACGAGGGCCUGGCCAAACCUGGCAGGGGAGUUGAAACUAAAUUAUUUUUAGGGUCCUUUCAGUUCAAAUCAUUCCAUGAUUCUAUGAAAUCCACCAGUUCCUCGCUGGGAAAGCUCUGCAAAACUAAACCCACUCCCCUCAUAGCCCAUGAAUUAUGAAGCUGGGAUCAAACUCCCAAGCACAGGCUGUGGUUUUAUACCCUCAAACAAUUUUUGCUUGGUACUCUAAGUCUGGUUUAUCAGAACAUCUGAGGGAAGGCAGCUGGAUGGGAGCCCCAAGCACCAAUUUAGUGGCUGAUAAUCCCCAGUAAAGUUUAUGGGGUUCAGACUUUGUACAAAACCCCCUCAGAACCUUUUUGCAGUCACCAGGUUUUUGCUGUUUUCAAUAACACUCACAGCUCACCCUUCUCAGCAAAGGAGAAACAACAGCUCCUUCAGCCUGGGCUUCCCAGAGACAACUUGUGGUACAAUCACAAAAAAAAUGGUAUUUUAAAGGGAAAAAUACAGCUUCAAUAAAACCUAGAGCUGAGCCUCUCAAA
Sturnus vulgaris (Common starling) is the source of this 2580-nucleotide messenger RNA. The record is from RefSeq and is a predicted model, not a curated record. Lineage: Eukaryota; Metazoa; Chordata; Aves; Passeriformes; Sturnidae.